This is a messenger RNA of Peronospora belbahrii, 816 nucleotides long. The record is from the annotation of a GenBank genome assembly. NCBI's taxonomy places the organism in Eukaryota, Oomycota, Peronosporomycetes, Peronosporales, Peronosporaceae.
AUGGCAUUUGCAUCCUGCUCCGUAAUCAAGACCCUGCCGCCUAUAAACCAUGUAUCAGCUACGCCUUCAAAAAAACGCACUGGCAGUCCUUCUACUUCUGUGCGAGAUCGUACGGUUGUUGUAUUUGACUGGGAUGAUACGCUCUGUCCAAGUUCAUGGCUUCACGCGCAUGAUCUGUUACCCAAGUACCGUGGCCACCAGAUUUCUGUCACACCAGAGCAACGGGAGGUGCUUAAUUUCAUUAGUGCACACGUUGCACGGCUUUUACAAAAGGCUGUAGCCUAUGGUCCAGUGUUUGUUGUGACCGCUGCAGAAUACGGGUGGGUUGAAAUGUCAGCUGCCUUGUACUUACCAGACGUACAAAGUGUACUAGCACUUGCAGAUGUACACAUUGUAUCUGCUCGAAGCUGGUACGAACAAACCUUUGGACUUGGUGGUGACUCAGCGGCUUGGAAGCAGGAAGUCAUGCAGCUCAUUGCACGCAAAUGCUUUGCAGCCGCAGCUGCUCAGGAGACAAAUGUCAAUGGCAACCGGACAUUCCGGCAAGCAACUACUACCCCACGAGAUGCUUAUUUCAACUUCCUUUCGAUCGGAGACUCAAUGGCAGAACGUGAUGCGUGUUUUGCUGCGGUCGAGAACGUCUGUCGCACAUUCGCCAAGACGCUCAAGUUUAUCGAGCAUCCUACUGCCGAGGAGGUGCUGCAGCAAGUAGAGCUCACAUACGAUUCGUUUGAGCAAAUGUGCGGCUGGGAUAAUAAUCUCGAUUUGCGGUUGUCUCGAGCGCAGUUGGCAGAACUGCGCGGUUCGCCUAUUUAA